Molecule: messenger RNA, 1680 nt
Organism: Macroventuria anomochaeta
Lineage: Eukaryota; Fungi; Ascomycota; Dothideomycetes; Pleosporales; Didymellaceae
Exons: 4
Coding region: 1-1680 (559 amino acids)
Cellular component (GO): extracellular region
Source: RefSeq, a predicted model, not a curated record
AUGGUUCAGACGAUUUCCCUCGCCGCUAUCUGCUCGUCCCUUGUGGGCUUGAGUAGUGCUGCUCUUGGCUCUGCAGAAGAGUAUGCUGAUGGUUCAGUGCAUGCCAGAAUCAUGGGCAUGAAGAUGGCUGAAUGGGAUGCUGAACUUGCUUCUGGUGCGAUGGACAGCUCACAGUAUCCAGGACUGGGAUAUACUGCUUGUGAGAACGGUUUCGCUGCCGCCAUUCCUGGAGACAAGAACAACACCUUCAAGUGCAACAACGUCGAUCUGUACCACUUCCUGCCUCACGCACAACUCGGCAGUGUCGGCCAGGGCUCAUCUUCUUGGGGUUGGACCUCUGAGGACGGACGUGAGUUCGUAGCAAUUGGUCAAUUCGACGGCACUGCGUUCGCCGAGAUAUCCAGCGAAGGCAAACUCGUCUACCUCGGUCGCCUUCCCCAGUAUGACCCCAUUGGCUCUCGAUGGCGAGAAAUUCGAGUCCUGCGCGACUACGCCGUCAUUGGCUCUGAAGCCAUCAACUCAGGUGUCCAAAUCUUCGACAUGAAGAAGCUCCUCACUCUCGAUCCUGCUAGCCCCCACAACUUUACCCAGGAGGACCUCACUGGCUACUGGAACGAGCUCCCUGUCGGCCGCACGCACAACAUCGUCGUCAACCAGGAGCUAAGUUACGCUAUAGCCGUUGGAUCUGUUGGCGGUAAUGAGACAAUCCGUGUUCGCGGUGACCUGCCCUGCCGCGGUGGUCUCAUCUUCUUGAACAUGACCAAUCCGGCCAACCCAUUCUCUCCUGGCUGUGCUGCUGGUGACGGCUACGUACACGAUGCGGAGUGCUUGACACUUACGAUUUACGACGUAACCAACAAGAACGGAAAUGUUACCAACAUCAUCUCAAUCACUUCUUACCCUGGCGCGGAGUACGUCCACCAGGGUGUGGUCAACGACGAGCAGAACCAAGAAUACCUCUUCCUCGACGACAAGUUCGACGAGCGGGAUGCAAAGGUCGGGCCCAUGACACAGGGACUCCCUACCACACACAUAUUCGAUAUCCGCGACCUCGAGAACCCUUACUAUACCGGCAACUUCGAGGGUAAGCGCCGAGCCAUCGACCACAACCAAUACGUUGUCGAUGGAUUCUUGUACCAGAGCAACUACGGUGCGGGUAUUACUGUUUAUGACAUUAGUUCCAUCACCAAGGACCCUUCAGGUGACUCCAUCUGCGAGGCUGGCUUCUUUGACAUCCAUCCUGAGGACGACGAACUAGAGGGCGGAGGCACAGUCGCUUUCCUCGGAUCUUGGAGCAGCUACCCGUACUUCAAGUCUGGUUACGUCUUCGUCCACACCAUCGAGCGCGGAUCCUUCGUUGUCAAGAUGACUUCCAAGGAAUGCCCGAAACCUGCUGUGUGCAAGUCUGAUUCUUGCUUGACCAGCCUGAGGGCGAGCAGCAUUGAGGGAAGACUGGAGCAGAGUAUUGACUUCUGCGAUGACUACUUGAGGAGACAGAACGAUGAGGUGCAGGGCAUCCCUGACUACGCACGCCAAGGCUGUGGUGGAAAUGCGACCGAGAACGUAGUUGCUAGGGUGAGCAGCGCGUGUGCGUGUGUUCCGACUGUUGCAGUGCCGGAGCUGCCGAGGACGACGAUUAGGCCGCCUGUGCCUACUGUGCUGCCGCCAAAGAGGAACUAA